Messenger RNA from Linum trigynum, 3426 nucleotides. The record is from the annotation of a GenBank genome assembly. NCBI's taxonomy places the organism in Eukaryota, Viridiplantae, Streptophyta, Magnoliopsida, Malpighiales, Linaceae.
AUAACAUUAUCAUUAGGUAAGAAGAAAAAAUGCCUUAAUUCAUCAUUUAUAUAAUUCAAUAAAAUUUACACACAGUUAACACUUAACGUAAAUACAUACAACUAAUAAAAUUAUAUUAUAUUCACUGAAGUAGCCACAUAAUAAAAAUAUGUGCUAAUGAUAUGAUGUUAAUGAAUUGUGUGUGCUUGUGUGAAUCGUCUUGGUGUCUUAGCAAUUAUUAAAGGAUAAAAAAAAUUUCACGUUAUGUAUGAGAUUUACAUAAAUUAGCUGUUCAUAUAUCGUUGUCUCUCUUUAUAUAUAUGAGAACAAUACAAUAUAGGAACAUUAAUGAGCUUUUCCUAAAAGAGAGGAGCGCUUGACUCUUGAGUGAUUAUGUAAAGUAUUAAGUACAAGAGAAUAGUAUAUUAGAUACAUGACUAAUUGUUAAAUUAUUCAAUUGGUUCGAUCGGUUACGAAUGACCGAAACCAAAUCAUCUAAAUCAAACAAGCUAAAAUUUUAGCCAAACUAAAUGAACUAUCCAAAUUAACCUAUUAUCCGAAUACCGCCGUUUAAAAUGGUUACCACAUCGUUUGAACAUCCCUAAUUUUAUGGUUAUUAUCGUUUAAAAUAAUUGUUGUAUGAUUUAUAUUGUAAGUCAAGAAAAGUUUAUAAAAAUAAUUAAUAUUUAAUUGAAUUAGUCAUGAUUAAUAUUUUGAGAUAGAAAAAAUAUGUACAUUAUUAUAGAAUGGAAUUAGUGGCAUAAUGUAUCAUAUGGUUUUGCAAGCCCACGACCAUUAUAACCACCCAAACUCAUAUCGCGUGGGUUAUAAUUGGGUGGAUUCGAGUGGGUUUAGUGGUUUACCCAUCUAUCUAAUGACCCGGCCCUUGCAGGGAAUGCGACGCAGCUGCCCUCUUCUUAGUUCUUAUCACUUCGCUCGCUGCUCCUUCCUCCCGAGUCCAAAACCGAUAAUCACUCCUCGCAUCCCUUCCGUCGGAGCAGUCAACGAAAUCACAUCCCAUGGCGACCUCAUCCGUCUCCGCUUCGAGAUUCGGUUCUCUCGCCUUCUCCCCCAAUCCUAUCUCCUCUCCCGAACCCCGGAAGCUCGCUCUCCCCUUCCGCCCUCUCGGCUCAAGGAAGCUGAGCAAGUCGACCUGCGAUCAAAUUAAUCUGCGGACCGCUGCUUAUUCCGGCUCCAGCAGGUUCUGGACGCCCGAGACAAGUUCUCGGCGCGGAAUUUGGUCGAUAAGGGAUGAUUUGGAAGUUCCAGCAUCUCCGUACUUGCCUACGUAUGCCAACGGUAGAGGCGAAGCUCAGGGACCGCCUCCAAUGGUUGCCGAGCGUUUUCAGAGCGUGAUUACGCAGCUUUUCCAAUAUAGAAUUAUAAGAUGUGGUGGUGCCGUUGAGGAUGAUAUGGCAAACAUUAUUGUUGCUCAGCUCCUCUAUCUCGAUGCUGUUGAUCCUAAUAAGGAUAUUGUCAUGUAUAUAAAUUCUCCAGGAGGAUCAGUUACAGCUGGUAUGGCAAUCUUUGACACAAUGAGGCAUAUCCGACCUGAUGUCUCUACUGUCUGUGUUGGACUAGCAGCUAGUAUGGGAGCUUUCCUGCUUAGCGCUGGAACCAAAGGUAAAAGGUACAGCCUGCCAAAUUCAAGGAUAAUGAUCCAUCAGCCGCUUGGUGGAGCUCAAGGUGGCCAGUCUGACAUAGACAUCCAGGCAAAUGAAAUGUUGCACCACAAAGCAAACCUGAACGGGUACCUCGCCUACCAUACUGGUCAAAGCCUCGACAAGAUCAACCAGGACACAGAUCGCGAUUACUUCAUGAGCGCAAAAGAAGCCCAAGACUAUGGACUCAUCGACGGGGUUAUCGUGAAUCCUCUCAAAGCUCUCCGGCCUCUGGAAGCUGCUGCGGAGCAACAAUGACCUGGCCCUGUCGCUCGCACAUUGUGUUGCCUCCAUUGAUGGUGCUCUGAAUCCUGUAUUGUUAGCCAGAUGAAAUCAUGUUUUUCUAUGACAACGUUUAAGAACAGGCUUCAACAAUUCACAUAUGGAUAUGGUCAAUAGGAAAAAAACUGGAAGUAUCCUUUAGGACCUGGUUUAUUCGGCAGUUUCGACUUUCUACAUUUCAGUUUUUUUCAAACGUCUAUGGGUCAUUGCGGACUGCGGAGAGUCGGGAAGGGAAUAACAAGGUCAUGGACUCGAGUUUCCCUACUCUCCUGCAGUCCUGCUCCCUUCUAUUUUUUUGGGGCCUUUCCUUGGCCAGUUGGCCCAGGUGAUUCAUAACUUUGUAUUAAGAAACCCCUUUUUCAGAAAGGGAAUGAGCUCGACAUUUUGCAUAUGGCAACAUGCAAUACAAUUAACAUAUCACGAAGUAAUCUUUUGAGAACUUUUCACAAUUCUUAAAAUGACCACAUUUUUUAAAUAAUUAAUCACAUUUGGUUAAGUAAGCGGGUGACUGUUAUUACAACUUUGACCAUUAGUCGUUAGGGUUUAACACAACUGAUCAAGGCGUUCUCACUCAAUUCAUAGUAAUGAAUCAAUUCACUCUUGUGUUAUUGAUCCCCCUCUUCUAAUCCAUAGUGCUCUAGAGAGUAGAGACUUAAUCAAGUAUUCCCUCUCAUAGGGUCAAAGCAGAAUCAAUAAUCUCGGCUAAAGUAUAAUUGAAUAGUGAAUACAAUCAUAGAUUGAAUAGGAACCCGAGAAUAUGAAAAUAGAGUACUCAUACAAUCAUACAAUAAAGCUACGCAUGGUUAGAGGUCAUCAAAACCUAAGUGAAGGAGAACUAUUCCAUAGAGAGGAGAGAUAAUAGAGUAAAAAGCUCCAAAAUCUUCAAUCUUCUUGUCUAGGCUUGAUCUUCUAGCUCCAAGGGCGGUGGCAACCUCCAAAUUUGCUCCAAGAUCACUCCUAGAUCGCUCUCCCUCUUUUUGGAACGCCCCUUGGGGGGUUUUUUUUUGCCAAAACCCCGAUUCUCCCUCCUUCAGAAUUGCAAAACAACCUUUUUACUUGACAGUGCACGAGACACUAUCACAAGUCACGACCAUGAUAUAGACACAUGCCGCAACAUGGAACCAAAACAUGAAACCUAAAACGGGAAAGGAAAAAUAUCAUUUUUCAAGUAUCGUCAAGGCACUUCAAAUUUUAGUCACAUUCGAACCAAACGAGAGGAGUGUACGUAGAAAUUUCCAAAUAGUUUUAGUGAAUGAACAUAACUCAUACUGACGAAAUUGCAUAAUCGAUUGAUGUUAUUUACAAUGUUGCAUAACAAAAUUGAUUGACGAGCUACGAGAUUGUGUGAAAAUUAGGAAUAUUUGCAUGAACAUAAGUUUAUCUAUGACUGUUAAAUAAAAUUGCACGGGAAAGUAUAAAAUACACCGUGAAAAUUUUAACCAAUUUCUUUGAUUAUAAGUUGUAACAGGAGGCAUAACUCAAAACAUAAAAAAAUUUAGAAUGU